AUGUACGUGCGAAAAAUAGAGCAGUCAUUCACCACGGGCAUAGAAGCAGUGCUAGAUGGAUUGACUGCGCCUCUUGGCGUUGUGCAUUUGGUUGAUCCGGGAGAAGCCAGACAGCACAUUGACCGGUGGGUUCCUUCACUGGAGAAGGAACUGACGGCAUUGGAACCCGCCAUUCAGAGGUUCAUGCAAGAUGAUGAGCUUCAUCAGCAACUGCAGUCCCAGGGUGGCGUGAUUGAGCUGCCGGCUAAGGUAGUGUACACAGUGAAGCCUCCCAACCAGGGGGCUUUGGAGACUGAGGCCUCAAUGAAUGCGCCGUCAAUGUCCAGGCAAGAGCGUGAGACUCAUUUGUACCGACGAAAGAGUCGGAUCGUAGCGUGCGGCAACAUGACAGAGCCUAGCUCGUGGGAGCUGUAUGCUGCUGGUGCGACCUCAGAAGUCUUGCGGAUUAUCAUCGCCGAAACGAGCUUUCGCGCAUGGGCGCUGGGCGUAUUGGACAUCGUUGCAGCCUUUUUAGGCACCCCAAUGCCUCCACCGGAUCAAUUUCCUCCUGUGAUUGUUCGGCCUCCGGGCGUUCUCAAGUUGCGCGGGCUCGCAGGCCCUAGAGAGCUUUGGCUACUGCGGAGAGCUCUUUACGGGCUGCGAGAGGCGCCGAGGCUUUGGUGCUUGCACAGGGAUGGAUUGCUCAGGUUAAUGACAUUUGAAACAGAUGAGGGCUUGCUUUGUCUGAAGCAGAGCAGUGGCGAUGAGAACGUUUGGAUGCUCCAGAAAGUUGAUGAGAUAUUUCCAGAAGUUAAGGGCUACAUACUCGUCUAUGUUGACGAUAUAUUGUUGGCCAUGCCUUUGGCAUUGAUGCGUGCUGUUGCGUCCAAACUGCAAGACACGUGGAACACUUCUCCCCUGUGUGUUGCUUCAAAGGAGACGCCGGUGAAGUUCUUAGGUCUUGAUGUGGUGGCUGUUGAUGGUGGAUUCUUUGUGACGCAAGAAACGUAUGUUGACGAGCUAGCGCGGAUCCAUAAUCCUCAUCCUCCAGCUGUCACGCCUUUGACACGGGAGGAGUGCUCAUUUGAGUUGACUUCGUCCGAUGUUCCACCGACGCCAGAACUCACUUUGGAGUGUCAACAACGGGCCGGAGAGCUGUUAUGGCUCUCGCAGCGCAGUCGUCCAGACAUCGCCUUUACAAGUGCUCUGGUAUCCAGUCUGUCCACUCGAGCUCCUGCGCGUGCCAUCCGUGUUGCACAGAGAGCCCUCCGCUACGUUGCAUCCACGCGGUCUUCCGGCAUUCUCUUUGUUUCGCACAGCGAGGCAGCUCUAGAUGUCUACACCGAUGCGAGCUUUGCUCCAGAGGGCACGAAAAGCCAUACUGGCUAUGCUGUCUUCUACAGGAAUGUGCCUGUACUUUGGCGGAGCGCCCGCCAGGGUCUGAUCACCCUGAGCACAGCGGAGAGCGAACACAUCGCUCUUCAAGAAGGCGCUGUGGCCGGCUUUUCUGUAAGAGCAUUGAUUCAAUCCCUGCUCCUCCCAGUGUCCACGCCUGUUCUACACUGUGAUUCGACUGCAGCACUUGCCAUUCAGGCUCUGAACAAAGAGCAGAUUUGCUCACAAAGCCGUUUGCGCGUCCUAGACUGCUGGAGCUCAAUGGACUGUGGGGCUUAG
Molecule: messenger RNA, 1653 nt
Organism: Symbiodinium necroappetens
Lineage: Eukaryota; Dinophyceae; Suessiales; Symbiodiniaceae
Source: the annotation of a GenBank genome assembly